Symbiodinium necroappetens is the source of this 3396-nucleotide messenger RNA. Lineage: Eukaryota; Dinophyceae; Suessiales; Symbiodiniaceae. The record is from the annotation of a GenBank genome assembly.
AUGAGUGUCUCAACCUUCGAUUUCACCGUGGUCAGCAGCACCCUCAUCGAAGCCACCGAAUCUGUCCCCCGACACUGCCGCAUAGACGGCCUCAUCCCUACCGAAAUACGUUUCGAAGUAAAUCUACCGCUGGCAUGGAAUGGCCGCCUCUACAUGUAUGGCAACGGUGGACUGGCCGGCACCCCAGCGGAUGACCCGGCACGCCGCUAUGCCGCCGGUCAGGCUUUGGCCCAUGGAUUUGCAACCGCGUACACGGAUACGGGCCACGACAAACGUGUGCAGCCCGGCGGUACAUUUGCGCACAAUAACUUUCACAAACUGGUGGAUUACGGCUUUCGUGCUGUGCACCUGACCGCAGUUUCAGCCAAAACUCUGGCUACUCACCUGUACGGCAAAGCACCGGCGUACAGUUAUUUCAACGGCUGCUCAACUGGUGGCCGUCAGGCAUUGAUGAGUGCACAGCGUUUUCCUCAGGAUUUCGACGGCAUUAUUGCCGGUGCGCCUGCGGCAGACUAUUCCGGCCUGAAAUUUUCUCAAGCCUGGCGCGUGUCUGCGAUCAGCAGAUCUGGCCUCACUGAAACCGAAGCACUGGUGCUCGCCGGUCAUAUCUACGCAGCCUGCGACGACCUCGACGGCACUAAAGACGGUUUGAUCUCGGACCCCAGGCGCUGCGACUUCGAUGUCGACCGGGACCUGCCACAUUGUGAAGGUGCAGAUACCGACGCCUGUUUUGAUCAAGCUGAACGCGAGGCCCUGAAGCAGUAUUACGCGCCGGUAAUGCUUGCUGGAGAGGAAGUUUAUCCAGCCAUGCCAGUGGGCAGCGAAGUGCUGGGCGCCACCUAUACACAGGAAUUACGUUCCGGCUGGUUCCCCUGGUUACUUAACGACAAUGGUCCUGUGCUGCUUGACCUGCUGGGCUCCGAUUUCUUUCGUUACAUGACUUUUAUCGAAGACCAACCAGAUUACGACUGGACGCAAUUCGACUUUGCCGAACGCCCGGAUGGUCUUGACGGGUUUUCAGCCAUAGUUGACGCCGUGGAUCCUGAUCUGAGCCGCUUUAAGAAUCGAGGCGGCAAACUGUUGAGCUAUUUUGGCUGGGCGGACCCGGACAUAAACCCGCUGACGCUGCUGGCCUACCGGGCAGAGGUGGCAGCCCUGAACACCGAUGUCGAUAGUUUCUUCCGUACCUUCAUGAUGCCGGGCAUGUUCCAUUGUCGCGGCGGCGCAGGACCGGAUCGUUUUGACGCCAUCACGCCGCUGAUCGAUUGGGUUGAACAUGGCGUCGCACCAGAAGAGUUAGCUACCUGGCAGGUCGACAGUAACGGCGAGCGCCACAAUGUCCGCCCAAGCUGUGUUUAUCCCCGGGAAGCAUUGAAUGAUGCCGAAUCACACCUGGUUUGCAGCCUACCCAAGCAGGGGAGACGCGUCAUGCGCCUGAUCAGCUUGGUUUUGCUUUUAAGCGCCACUAUUUCAACCUCCGCGAUAGCCGAGGGCUCUGCCACUGUAGAAUACACCGCCCUGAAAAAUCUAAGCCACGGCUUUGCGGACAACAACGGCGUCAAAAUUCACUAUGCCAGCGUCGGCGAAGGCCCUCUCGUCGUGAUGAUUCACGGCUUCCCGGAUUUCUGGUAUUCCUGGCGCGACCAGAUGGCUGGCUUACAGGACAACUACCAGGUUGUUGCCAUUGAUCAGCGCGGUUACAACAAGAGUGGGCAACCCGAAGGUGUCGAGCAAUAUGCAAUGCCGCUGCUGAUCAGCGAUGUUGCUGCGGUUAUCCAGCACCUUGGACGCGACAGCGCAACUAUCGUCGGCCAUGACUGGGGUGGCGCCGUAGCAUGGCAGUUCGCAUUUUACAUGCCUCAGAUGACCGAGCGCCUGGUCAUAUUGAACCUGCCCCAUCCCAUGGGUAUGGCCAGAGAGAUGGCCAACAACCCCGAGCAGCGGGAAAAUUCAGACUAUGCACGUAAGUUCCGCGAGGGUUCACCCAGCGAUCCAGACAUCAUGUUUGGCGGCCCGAUGAACCCCACCACCCUCGCCGGCUGGGUCAGCGAUCCGGCUGCAAAACCCAUUUACGAAGCUGCGUUCGCGCGUUCAAGCUUUGCUGGCAUGCUGAACUUUUACAAAGCCAAUUACCCUGCACCUCCGGCGCCAGGCACCCCGCCACCAGCGCCACCACCACGAUUGAAAAUGCCGGUAUUGGUUUUUCACGGGUUGAAGGAUACCGCGCUUCAUUCUGAUGGCCUCAACAACACCUGGGAUUGGAUCGAUGCAGACCUCACCAUCGUCACAGCACCUGAGGCCGGCCACUUCGUGCAACAGGACGCAUCCGAUCUGGUGACCACCACCAUGCGCUGGUGGCUCGACGCACGCAUUUUAGGCGGCGGUAUCGGCGCCCGUGUCAACAUCAACCUCGACGCUAUCCGGCAUGCUGAAUCACUGGGCUAUGACUCCGUCUGGACCGCAGAGGCCUGGGGCGGCGAUGCCGUCACGCCUGCCGCCUGGAUACUUGCUCAGACGAGCAAAAUCAAAGUUGGCACCGCGAUCAUGCAAAUGCCCGCACGCACCCCGGCAAUGGCGGCUAUGACCGCUAUGAGCCUCGCCGAACUAUCCGGCGGCCGAUUCAUAGUGGGUCUGGGCGCAUCAGGUCCUCAGGUGAUCGAAGGCUGGCAUGGCGUACCUUACGGAAAACCUGUCACCCGUCUGAAAGAAUACGUGCAGAUCAUGAAAAAAAUCUUUGCGCGACAGGAAAAAGCCACCUUCGACGGAGAGAUUUACCAGCUGCCCUAUAUCGGCCCAGGUGCAACGGGGUUAGGCAAACCAUUAAAGAGUAUUCUGCACUGUGAAGAAGACAUUCCAAUUUUUGCAGCCAACAUAACACCCAGAGGUGUGGCCGCAGCAGCAGAGGUCUGUGAUGGGUUUUUCCCAAUCUGGAUGGAUCCCAGCAAAUAUUCUGUUUUUAAGGACCCUAUCGAACAGGGUUUUGCAAAAGCGGGAGAUAAGAAUCUGACCCAAUUUGAAGUCUCACCCUUUGUGACCGUGAUCAUGGGUGACGAUGUAGAGCAAUGCAUGAUGCCGAUACGCGCAAAUAUGGCGCUGUACAUCGGCGGCAUGGGCGCGCGUGAUAAAAACUUCUAUAACAAUUAUGCCAAAGCCCUGGGCUUCGAAGACGCGGCUGUGAAGAUUCAGGAUCUGUUCCUGGCGGGCAAGAAAGAUGAAGCCGCAGCCGCAGUACCGGCGGAACUGAUUGAUGCCUGCCACCUGGUUGGACCUGCUGAGCGCAUCAGAGAGCGUCUGGCGCCCUGGAAAGCCGCAGGCAGUAAAGGACACGUCGCCUCUAUGUUACUGGGCAGCCAGCAACCCGAAGCACUGGAGUUGAUUGCAUCGGAGAUGUUGUAG